UUUCUCUCAAGUGUUGUGUUGUCAAUCAGAGCUGAGCCCAAGAACAAGGAAAGGAAGACAAAUAGAGACUGAGAAAGGAAAUUUAGAGAGAGAAAGAUAGAGAGCAGAGAGAGAGAGAGAGAGAGAGAGAGAGUUUCAAGGGAGGAGACAGAUAUGUCUAUGUUCUACCCAACAGUCAUAUUCUUUGCUUAUUCAUGCCUUGCCAGAUCCCAAAGGACACAUUGUUAGAGUUAGCAAUACCAACUCAUAACUUGGAAAAGAGAAUUUUCUAUCAAAGUUCCUUCCAGUCAAUGCCCCUUAAUGCUAAUUGCAUGUCGUGGAAUCCAAGUGAACGGCAAGUUUCACCGCCUUUAUCAAAGGAUGUGAGCUUUAAAGUGGAGCUUCCACCACAACUUCAUCAUGAUGCAAAGCAUUUAGGACUUCGAGUACAACCUGACCCCGGAUCAUGCACAACACAUUCAAUUGGUCAAUCUCAAGGUCAAUGCCUUUCAUCAGAAUCUGGUGAGGAUGAAACACGUGGUAAGGGUGUUGAAGGGACAAUGAAGCCAGCUUUCUUGAGUAAUCUAGAUCUCAUGCCGCAUCCUCCUCAAGUUGGUUACAGCAAUAUAGUGGGUCAAUUCCAUCCUUAUGCUGAACCUUACUACGGUGGAUUCCUGACUGCGUAUGGACCACAAGCUAUGCCCCCCAUGGUUGGGAUGGCACCUCCUCGAGUUCCAUUGCCUCUCGAUCUUCAAGAAGAUGGACCCAUUUAUGUCAAUGCAAAACAGUACCAUGGAAUCCUCCGAAGGAGACAGUCACGUGCAAAGUUGGAAGCUCAAAACAAACUUCUAAAAGCUCGAAAGCCAUAUCUUCAUGAGUCUCGGCAUCAACAUGCACUGAACAGGGUAAGGGGUUCUGGUGGACGUUUUCUCAGCAAAAAAGAGCUCCAACAAUAUGAUCAGAACCCCACCAGUGGCUCCAAUGAUCAUGUUUCGGGGUCUAUCAACUUGCAUCAGAAGGAUACACCGGAGAGAGAAAGUCAUCACUCGGGAAGCAGUGAUCUAGUCACUUCUGUUGCAAGUCACUCGGGCAUAACAAGUGUUUCCGGUACCAAUGCUAUCUUUCGGCAGCCCGAUCGCAGGUUCUCAGGUGGCGUGCCUCCCCACAUGAGUGGAGCCAUGCAAUUCAGUGGGGGGCUUAUGGGCAGUGGAAAUCAACACUGUGCUUCUUUUGUCCGGUGAGAGGUGGUCACGAAUCGUGACCAUGUCACCAGCUUGGCAAUUCAUCCUUGGCUUUGUCACUUCGACAUUCUACAUAUCUCUCUCUCUCUCAUGGAAGUGGCAUUUUGUAGACCCUGUAAUGUAAUGGGGUCUCUAUUAGUAGCGUGUCUUUUCAUCAUGAAAUCGUUAAACUACAGUAAAUGGGAUUCUGUUCAAAUUUCAGAUCGAUGUAUCUGACCUAAACGAGAAGUUUGGUUAUUACUAGUCAGUUCUUAUGAUAGAUGUGACAAUUUCUUUGGAUCGGAUAUGAACCAUAGCAUGAUAUUUGGGUUGUGA
Rosa chinensis is the source of this 1535-nucleotide messenger RNA. Its product is annotated as nuclear transcription factor Y subunit A-3. NCBI's taxonomy places the organism in Eukaryota, Viridiplantae, Streptophyta, Magnoliopsida, Rosales, Rosaceae. Gene Ontology annotation, molecular function: DNA-binding transcription factor activity, RNA polymerase II-specific; RNA polymerase II cis-regulatory region sequence-specific DNA binding. Gene Ontology annotation, cellular component: CCAAT-binding factor complex. The record is from RefSeq and is a predicted model, not a curated record. Gene Ontology annotation, biological process: regulation of transcription by RNA polymerase II. The transcript is spliced from 6 exons. The coding region runs from base 195 to 1220 and encodes 341 amino acids.